Eimeria acervulina is the source of this 681-nucleotide messenger RNA. Its product is annotated as U2 snRNP auxiliary factor small subunit, putative. The coding region runs from base 1 to 681 and encodes 226 amino acids. Gene Ontology annotation, cellular component: U2AF complex; spliceosomal complex. Gene Ontology annotation, biological process: mRNA splicing, via spliceosome. The record is from RefSeq and is a predicted model, not a curated record. Gene Ontology annotation, molecular function: metal ion binding; pre-mRNA 3'-splice site binding. The transcript has 4 exons. Lineage: Eukaryota; Apicomplexa; Conoidasida; Eucoccidiorida; Eimeriidae.
AUGGCGGAGCAUCUGGCGCGGAUCAUUGGAACGGAGGAGGACAGAGUCAACUGCCCCUUCUACUGGAAGAUCGGGGCUUGUCGUCACGGAGAUCAGUGUUCAAGGUCCCACUACAAACCCUCCUCUUCGCCAACCAUCGUCCUUCGACACAUGUAUCCAAAUCCCCCUGUGGCGAUUGCCAUUGCAGAAGGUCAAAACGUCUCUGAUGAACUUUUAGAUGAAGCUGCAGAUCACUUCGAAGCCUUUUUUUCGGAAGUUUUCGAGGAAUUGUACAAGUACGGCGAGGUCGAGGACAUGGUCGUCUGCGAUAAUAUUGGAGAUCACAUUAUUGGAAAUGUUUAUGUGAAGUAUUCAGACGACGAUGCGGCAAAAAAGGCGCUUUCUGCUCUCCAGGGACGCUAUUAUGCUGGAAAACCUAUUCAGGCUGAGUUCACGCCAGUCACUGACUUCCGAGAGGCCCGCUGCCGCCAAUUCGUAGACGGUCAGUGCCGCCGUGGUGGCUAUUGCAACUUCAUGCAUCUAAAGCACGUUCCCCGCUCUUUAAAGCGAAAGCUUUUUAAUAAGAUGUAUGAGGAGCAUCCAGAAUAUAGAGAGAAAAGCACUCUCUGCACAGUGCAGUUUUCAAUUGAUGGCUCUUGUGUCGCCUUUGCCUUCAUUGUGCAGCUCAUCGAGCCUUCAUAG